AUGGACGCCAAAGAGCCCCUACUACCGUCUGAUCCUCCACCCUCGUAUGAAGAUGCACGGAAGUCACCAAUCCCACAAAACAACCCCGGAUCAGGCGCACCAUUAGCGAAGAGACCGCCUCCAGGGCCUCCUCCUCCUCCACUCAACUUACCAGCCUUGAAUGAGUUGAGGGGAUCUAGAGUUGUGCUUGCGAGCGCGUCACCACGGAGAAGACAGCUUCUCGCACAGAUCGGCCUCACAAAAAUCGACGUAUGCCCAUCCAAAUUCGCCGAAAACCUAGACCACUCGCUCGGCGCGCUGAACUACGUCCUCGAAACCGCAUCCGCCAAAGCGCAUGACGUAUACAAAACCGAGAUUAACAAUCGCGAGCGCGGCGAACCUGCCAUCGUCAUCGCUGCCGACACAAUCGUAGUAUCGCACGCUGGGCGGAUACUGGAGAAGCCAAAGAGCGAGGCAGACCAUAUAGCAACGCUGAAGAUGCUGAGAGAUGAGGGCGCGCACAAGGUUAUGACCGCCGUUGCGGUGAUGAAGCCAUUAGAGUCUGCGGUAGAUCCGGGAUAUGCCAUGGAGACGCAUGUUGAAGAGACAACGGUUAUGUUUGAUCCUACUGUGACCGACGAACUGAUCCUUGCAUACGUCAAAACGCGCGACGGCAACGAUAAAGCAGGCGGCUACGGUAUACAGACAGCGGGCGCGUGCCUCAUCGAGCGCAUAGAAGGGUCAUACGACAACGUUGUCGGUUUGCCGUUACGACAGACGCUGAAGCUGAUAGAGAAGGUCAUGGAGCCUGAGGAGGAAGAGGGAGACUUCUUUGUAGACAGCAGAGAGGAAGAAGAGGAAGAGUAG
Alternaria incomplexa is the source of this 846-nucleotide messenger RNA. RefSeq lists its product as uncharacterized. The record is from RefSeq and is a predicted model, not a curated record. The coding region runs from base 1 to 846 and encodes 281 amino acids. NCBI's taxonomy places the organism in Eukaryota, Fungi, Ascomycota, Dothideomycetes, Pleosporales, Pleosporaceae. The transcript has 3 exons. Gene Ontology annotation, molecular function: nucleoside triphosphate diphosphatase activity.